Vitis vinifera (wine grape) is the source of this 267-nucleotide messenger RNA. The record is from the annotation of a RefSeq genome assembly. NCBI's taxonomy places the organism in Eukaryota, Viridiplantae, Streptophyta, Magnoliopsida, Vitales, Vitaceae.
AUGGUAAAAAACUUAUUCAUCUCAGUUAUUUCUCAAAAAGAAGCAAAUAGGGGAUCUGUUGAAUUUCAAGUAUUCAGUUUCACCAAUAAGAUCCGAAGACUUACUUCACAUUUGGAAUUGCACAGAAAAGACUAUUUAUCUCAGAGAGGUCUACGGAAAAUUCUGGGAAAACGUCAACGGUUGCUGUCUUAUUUGGCAAAGAAAAAUAGAGUACGUUAUAAAGAAUUAAUUGGUCAGUUGGGUAUUCGGGAGACAAAAAUUCGUUAA